Geodia barretti is the source of this 1340-nucleotide messenger RNA. The record is from the annotation of a GenBank genome assembly. NCBI's taxonomy places the organism in Eukaryota, Metazoa, Porifera, Demospongiae, Tetractinellida, Geodiidae.
CGGGAGCUUACGCCAUGUUCAGUAGCUGCUGCGUUCGUCGGAAAGGGGAAAGCGUGGGGGUUUCACAUCUCGUCUUCUACGCCCCUUUUCUAUUUAACGCACACCCAGUUCCAUUUAGAGCGCACCUCCUCCAGUCCAACAGCGGAGCAGAAGACGAGAGAGAUGAUAUGCAUCUCUACGUAAAGGACCUGCUGGACCGAUUCAACGUCGGUGCUGGUGGCUCUGCGGGCGGAGGGAGUCGUCUCCGUGAGCUAUGGCGUCGUCUUCCUCCCGCUCUGGCUGUGGAACCUCCUGGUUCUAGCCGGAGCCGUCAGCGGCAUCAUGGUGUGGAUCUGGAAGAAAAGACUGAGGUUAAAUUCACCCUAUUCCCUCCCUCAUUUACUCUUUCGUUAGCUACGAGUGCUGCAAAAAGACCUAUCCGUACACAAAUUCUAUAUCAUGAGAUGGACUUGCAGCAUAGUGAAACAAUGGAGAUAGUGAACUGCCGUAAUAUUCUACUGGUCAAAACAGUUACCAAUGCUCUCUCUAUCUUCUCUCCUGUACGGUCGCCAGAGAAGAACUUCCCCAUCUUCCUCACGGAGCUGUUGGUUGCAGUCAACCUGGACACCGGGGACCACCAGUGGAGGGCAGUCUUCACACCCCUCUACCUCCUCCCUCUCCUCUACACCCCUCCCUGCAUCUGGGGCUGCUUCCGCAAGAGAAACGUUGAUUUGGAGCUGCUGGGGAUAUUUUCUCUGGUGCAAGUGAUAUUUCUCGGCAUCAAAAUGGACGGAGUGGUCCUCUGGAAAUGGGCGCUGGUGUUAAUCCCCACCUACCUCCUGCUGGUAGCCUUCGUCACUGGGUGGGGCAUCUACGCCAGCUAUAUCCUCUACCUCCAUUUAUAUUCCCCCACGUCAACUCCGCAAGAACUUCAGACACGAAGGGCGGCCGAUGUUCUUCGCCUUGUCUCCUCCCUCGCCAUUUGGCUCUGUUCUACCAUCUUUAUUGGUCUGCUGGUGGCUAAACUGGACGGCCAGCUGACCUCUUCGUACCCUGCUAUCUUCACUCCUCUCUACCUCACCCUCCUCCUCCUCCUCCUCACCACCUUCACCCGGAGACCUGCCAACCCCUGGUGGUUCGGAGCUCACAAGCCCCUCUCCACGCUCGUCCUGGACGCCCUCCCAUUCCUCCGCGCCUACGCAAACAUUUCCAUCAUUCCAGAAGACGAUGACAUCGCUAGAAACAGUUUCGCAGCGGACGCAGUCAGAGCGAAGGAAAAAUCAAAGAACAAGCAGAGAGAUGAGAAUCUCACUAUCCCCAGUGACCUUUACCCUCUAGAAGAUAUAUACACUCCAGACUAG